Molecule: messenger RNA, 213 nt
Organism: Adineta ricciae
Lineage: Eukaryota; Metazoa; Rotifera; Eurotatoria; Adinetida; Adinetidae
Source: the annotation of a GenBank genome assembly
AUGGGACGUUCCAAGUCUCAUAUUAUGUGCAAAAGUGACGCCAAUCUGUAUUCCAUUGUCUCUAUAGAUUCUAAUAACGAUCAUUACACGGAUUUGACGACUUCCAAUCAAGGUGGAAACACCAUUAGUAUUUUGUAUGACGAUCAGAAUGGAACGUUUCAGACAUUGGUGAAAUACAAAAAUCGAUUUAGUAAUUACAAACAAAAAAUCUGA